This is a messenger RNA of Theobroma umbraticum, 1553 nucleotides long. Lineage: Eukaryota; Viridiplantae; Streptophyta; Magnoliopsida; Malvales; Malvaceae. The record is from RefSeq and is a predicted model, not a curated record.
UAUUCCAGUUGUUAUCUUCAUCAUCUCAUGGUGUUUUCUUCUUUACCUUCUUAAAGAAAAAUCCUUGCCCUUAAAUCUCAAAUACUACCUUCUUAUCCUGAAAGGGUGAUAAGUCUUUAAUUAAAUUUUCAACAGUAAAUUCAUUGGUGUAACCCGAUAAUAAUGAUACUGACAAACAGAGUGGAAACCUGCAUAUUCACUAUGUUUAACCUUUACAAUAAAUGGUUAUUCACUAACUAAUGAACAGCCUUUAAAACCAAAUAUUCUCCCAAGUAAGAAAUGAGUAACCAAAUUUGCACCUAUGAGUAGGCGUUGUGGCAGUGUGGUGAAGAAAUUGAGAGAAUUCAUUCACCGCACCUGGAUUUAUCAGUGGCUUUCAUCAGGGCUCGGGUUUGAUGCUUGCCCCGUUUCUACUUCUCUUUUCUCUGUCUUUUUCAGUAGUUAUAAAUGGAUCAGAAGGACGGAAACGUUUUCAAGAUCUUGAUUUGGAACAGGUCAGGAUUCUGAACAAGCCCUUUCUCAAGAGCAUUAAGACUGAAGGGGGUCAUUCUUUCGACUGUCUUGAUAUCCAUAAACAACCAGACUUUGAUCAUCCUUUGCUUAAGAGCCACCAAAUUCAGAUGAAACCAAGUUCCUCCCAAGAGGGAUUAAUUAGUGCAAAUUCUCCAUCCAAGUCAUUGGAAACUCCAAUGUUGAAGAAUGGAGGGUGCCCAUCUGGGACAGUUCCAAUCAGAAGGGCCAACAAAGGGGAAUUGAUAAGGGCUAAACUGUUUAAGAAAAGGCACAUGACAGACAUUCAUCCAACAGCUUCUAAUUCUCCUGGUUUCCAUGCAAUACUUCUUUCUUUUCCCCUUCAUAACAUUGUCAAGAAUGCAAUAAGAAUGCUAGCAAAUGAUCUAAGAAGGAAAUAUUUGGGAGCUGGUGGAUUGAUCAAUGUACAAAACCCAUCGGUUUCAAACACGCAAUUCAGCGAAGCUUUUGUGAGGAUUCAAAGCAGCUCAGCCGACCAAAUUGAAAGCAUUCAAGCAGGAUGGAUGGUAAAUCCAUCGUUAGAUGGCGAUAAUCUCACUCCACUUUGUGCUCAAUGGACUGCCAAUAAACAAGGUUGUUACAAUACACUUUGCCCGGGUUUUGUGCAACUUAGCAAGGAUAUCCCUCUUGGUUCAUUUUUCUUGCCCUCUGUCCAUGGAGGAAAGCAAAAUGAUUUUACUUGUAAUAUUUUCAAGGAUCCAAAAUCAGGGAAUUGGUGGCUUUCAUUUGGUGACGAUGAUCAAAUUGGGUACUGGCCAAUGAAGCUAGCCCUCCCAUGGGAAGUGGCCAGUUUGCCCGUACAAGGCAUGACUAAGGCAGCCUACAUAAAAGAGCUUCAAAUUGCAGAUGAAUCCUGCAAAAGAGGGCCUCCUGAUCCAAAAUCACUUAAGUUUAUCACAGAUAAACCCAGUUGUUAUGACACAGCUCCCAUUAAUGGAGAUGCUAAUGGCUUCUUUUACGGGGGUCCUGGGGGAAAUUGCAAACAUAAACUCAAUGCAUAUUCAAGGAUAUGUAUAUCUUAG